This is a messenger RNA of Homo sapiens (human), 1416 nucleotides long. It is a transcript of the gene GSTA1, whose product is annotated as glutathione S-transferase alpha 1. Lineage: Eukaryota; Metazoa; Chordata; Mammalia; Primates; Hominidae. Gene Ontology annotation, cellular component: cytoplasm. The transcript is spliced from 6 exons. Gene Ontology annotation, molecular function: steroid Delta-isomerase activity; glutathione transferase activity; phospholipid-hydroperoxide glutathione peroxidase activity. Gene Ontology annotation, biological process: cellular oxidant detoxification. The record is from RefSeq and is a predicted model, not a curated record. The coding region runs from base 63 to 740 and encodes 225 amino acids.
GUCGAGCCAGGACGGUGACAGCGUUUAACAAAGCUUAGAGAAACCUCCAGGAGACUGCUAUCAUGGCAGAGAAGCCCAAGCUCCACUACUUCAAUGCACGGGGCAGAAUGGAGUCCACCCGGUGGCUCCUGGCUGCAGCUGGAGUAGAGUUUGAAGAGAAAUUUAUAAAAUCUGCAGAAGAUUUGGACAAGUUAAGAAAUGAUGGAUAUUUGAUGUUCCAGCAAGUGCCAAUGGUUGAGAUUGAUGGGAUGAAGCUGGUGCAGACCAGAGCCAUUCUCAACUACAUUGCCAGCAAAUACAACCUCUAUGGGAAAGACAUAAAGGAGAGAGCCCUGAUUGAUAUGUAUAUAGAAGGUAUAGCAGAUUUGGGUGAAAUGAUCCUCCUUCUGCCCGUAUGUCCACCUGAGGAAAAAGAUGCCAAGCUUGCCUUGAUCAAAGAGAAAAUAAAAAAUCGCUACUUCCCUGCCUUUGAAAAAGUCUUAAAGAGCCAUGGACAAGACUACCUUGUUGGCAACAAGCUGAGCCGGGCUGACAUUCAUCUGGUGGAACUUCUCUACUACGUCGAGGAGCUUGACUCCAGUCUUAUCUCCAGCUUCCCUCUGCUGAAGGUGACCCAUUUCACAGCCCAGAGAGGCAGCCCCACAUCUCCCAUCUUGGGAUCUUGUAUCUGGGCCCUGCGACUGACCAAGUUUUGCCCCAGUCUUCUCCAGGCCUUCAGUGCCCCAAGGUCUCCAAAAUGAGCUUCCAGGCUCCAAUUUUGAGGAAUGAAAACACUUUUGUUAUGGAAAGGAAAUCUGUGCUGCAUGCUACCCCACAAAGAGUAUUUUGCCCUUUAUUAUGGAAAGAACCCAGGGCCCAGCAUCUCUCCCCAUCCCUCUAUUUCAAUGUGGUUUCUGUUCCUGAGUUCUCUGUGAUGUCCUUUAUCCCAUAUGUGCCCACAAUGAGCCGGUCUGAGCAGAGCCCUUUCCAUCUGGUUUCCUCCCUGGGCUCCGGCUCCUGCUGUCUGACAUUGUGUUCCUCUCUGCACAGCUCUCCAGAACACUGGCCCCCCACACUGUAUCUCUCACUGAGAAAAGGUGGUCCCAUGGUUUGUCUUUAAUAUUUUCUAUAACUAUUCCCUUCCCAAAUAAUUUCCCCAUGUUUUCACUUCUGCUUAGAGACUCAUCUGUGUUGAUAUCUCACAGGCACAUUAUUUUUUCUUGUCUUAUACAAGAGUCACUAAUCUAUAGGAUUAGUGUGUAAGGAGAAAGAUAGAGAUGACUGAACUGAUUAAAACUUCAAGACAUCUUUGGGGAAAAUAAAGUGAGCUACAUGUCCUUCCCCUUAUCUUCAUUUCUCACUGGGUGUCUGUUUCUGCCUCCAUGCUUGUGCUGAUGGAGCAGACUCACUUGGUCUUUGCAGGAGGGGCUCAGAUUC